Molecule: messenger RNA, 1437 nt
Organism: Plasmopara halstedii
Lineage: Eukaryota; Oomycota; Peronosporomycetes; Peronosporales; Peronosporaceae
Product: peptidyl-prolyl cis-trans isomerase
Exons: 3
Coding region: 1-1437 (478 amino acids)
Biological process (GO): protein peptidyl-prolyl isomerization; protein folding
Molecular function (GO): protein binding; peptidyl-prolyl cis-trans isomerase activity
Source: RefSeq, a predicted model, not a curated record
AUGAGCGACCCAGCAAUGAGAGAGCCUGUGGAUCUGUCAGGAGAUGGCGGCGUACUCAAGGAAACAUAUUUUGAGGGCUCGGGCGAGUGUCCACCCGCUGGUGACGAGAUUCGCGCCCACUACACUGGCACGUUACUAGACGGCACUAAGUUUGAUAGCUCGCGCGACCGCGACUCGGAAUUUAAGUUUGUUUUGGGUAAGGGCAAUGUGAUAAAGGCGUGGGACUUGGCUUUUGCCUCGAUGAGAGUCGGCGAGAAAGCGAUGCUAACUUGCAAACCUGAAUACGCCUAUGGCGCGAAUGGCAGCCCGCCCAAGAUCCCCGCAAACGCAACCUUAAAAUUUGAUGUAGAACUCCUUGGCUUCAGCCCAAAGGCCAAGGAAAUGUGGGAAAUGGACACCGCGGAGAAGGUCGAUCAGGCCACAAAGCUUAAAGCCAUGGGUACAGAGCAGUUUAAGGCGAAGCAGUUUGGCAUUGCGGCCUCCACGUACAAUGAUGCUGCGUCGUUUAUGGAAGACAUGUACGAUGUUGCUGAUGAGGACAAAAAAAUUAUGAAAGAUUUGCAGACCACGUGUUAUUUGAAUGCUGCUAUGGCGUAUCUAAAGGUGGAAAACUAUGCAGAGGCCGUAUCUGUAGCUACAAAGGCUCUAAGCAAUGAUCCCACCAAUGUCAAGGCACUAUUUCGUCGUGGUGUAGGUCGUAUGUAUACCAACGAUCUGGACCGUGCAAAGGAGGACUUGUUGGCUGCUGGCAAAUUGGAUCCAUCUAACCGUGAUGUGCGUCGAGAGAUCGAUGUUUUGAAGAGAAAAAUGAAGGAGACACGUGAGAAAGAAAAAAUGGUCUUUGGCGGGCUAUUUGGUAAAGUAUCCAUGUAUGAGGAUAAGUCGGUUAUUGAGGCAGAGCCGUCGUUGGACCCAAGUAAUCCGAAAGUGUUUUUCGAUAUCAAAAUUGGAGAGGAGGAUGCUGGGAAAGUGGUGAUGCAGUUAUUCAGGGAUAUUUGCCCCAAAACCGUUGAGAAUUUCCGUGCAUUAUGCACAGGGGAGAAAGGCAACUGCUCGGCGGGCCAGCCACUGCAUUACAAAGGCAGUACUUUCCACCGCGUAAUUAAGAGCUUCAUGCUUCAGGGUGGUGAUUUUACGUGCGGUGACGGCACGGGCGGCGAAAGCAUUUAUGGCGAAAAGUUUCCGGAUGAAAACUUUCGUCUCAAGCAUUCGGAACCAGGCUUGCUUUCCAUGGCAAACGCUGGGCCUGGCACCAAUGGGUCGCAAUUCUUUAUCACAACUGUGCCCACGCCGCAUUUGGACGGUAAGCAUGUAGUGUUUGGUAAGGUUGUGGAAGGAAUGGAUGUCGUGAAACGCAUUGAAGGCCUAGAUACUGAUGAGGGCGACAAGCCGACGCAGCCUGUCGUUAUCGCUGACUGUGGCAUGUGUGAGGCGUAA